AUGGCGACCGGUGAGAGGCGAUCAAAUCUCAGGUUGCUCAGGACGUCACUGAUUCUGGACCAAGGCGACACACGCACGACUCGCCAUGGAGACUGUCUCAGACUGUGUAGUUACAGCUCGAGAACAGUUUCCACAGACGCCGACCUGCAUGCCCUUCUCGGAGCUGCAGAGCGUAUCAAAUUUCACGUGAUUGCUCUGCAGGAGACCAAGUGCAGAAGGAGCGACGUACGACAGAUGAAUGACGGUACACUCGUCAUUCGUGGAGAGAAGGUUCCGUCGCGAAAUGUAGGCGGUGUUGGUUUCGUUGUGCACCCAUCUGUCGUCCAUCUCGUCGAUUCACACGAGAUCCUGUCACCUCGUCUGGCCAUUCUUCGCCUCCGCCCUCUGCGCCAAAAAUCCAUCAGUAUCAUCAACUGCUAUUCACCAACAUCAGCAGCUGAUGAUUCCGAAUUGGACGCGUUUUACGAGGAGCUGGAGAAAGUAGUCCACAACGAGAAGUCCUUUUACAAAUUCGUUGUCGGAGACUUCAACGCAAAACUAGGAAAGGCCACAGAAGAGGAAUACAGGAUUGGAAGAUUUGGACUAGGGGACCGGAAUGAAAAUGGCAAUCGUCUCGCCGGGCUGUUGUCCGCCGCUCGCCUCUUUCAUGGGAACUCUCUUUUCAUGAAAAAAGAUCAUCGUCGGUGGACAUGGGAAUCGUCCAAUGGCGCGACUCGUGCGGAGAUCGACCACAUACUCACCAACCGGAGGUGGUGUCUACUUGACGUCUCAGUAGUACCAUCCUUUUGUAGUGGUUCUGAUCACCGUCUCCUUCGUGCGAAAAUACGACUCAGCCACGCGAUGGAAAAGAACAUCUGCUAUCGGCAACGAAGGAGAAAAGAAGUCGUCUACGACGAUUGCGUACUCGAGGACUCCCUGUCCCAAGGUGACUGGCACAUCGAGGAGGACCCAAACGUGGACUACGAGAUGCUGCUCAGAGGAUUACGAGCCUGUGCUGAACGUGCCUCGAAGUCGCGCACGACGAACUUGGAUCGAAUUUCGAAGACCACCAAGGAAUUGUUAGGAAGAAGAAGGGCUUUGAGGCUUGAUCCGAAUGCAUCGCACAUUGAGCGGUUAGUAGCAAACACUAGCUGCAGAAAAGCGUUGCAGGAGGAUCUUUUGAAGUACAGGCAGAAGAAGAUUCUAGAAGCAGCACAAAGAAGAACGAGUCUAAAGAAGUGCCGCAGGGACCUCCGCGAAUAUAAUAUUCCGCUAGCAACCUUGCUGAGCGAAGACGGGACUCGCACGUCUUCUCGUCGUGAGAUGGAAAUCAUUACGGAGAGGUUCUACUCGAACCUUUUCCGUUCAUCAACUCCUGUGUCAAGCCCAAUCAUCCCCACUGGCGAUGCUCCACCACGGAUUCUCCCUUCGGAAGUACGAGUCGCUAUCAAGAGCAUGAAACCUGGCACAGCCCCCGGACCUGAUUUUAUAUCAGCAGACUUUCUUCGGGCUGGUGGCCAUCCGCUUCAUGUAAUCUUAGCAGCGCACAUGACAUCCUAUCUUCAGAAAGAAAGGAUCCCAGACCAGUGGAAGACCUCGCGAACCGUUCUUAUCCAUAAGAAAGGUGACCGAGAGGACCUUCGGAACUACCGUCCGAUAUGCUUGCUGAGCGUGUUAUACAAAGUAUUCACCAAGAUCAUCCUCACACGCAUAUCUAGGACGCUGGAUGAAGCCCAGCCUCAAGAACAAGCUGGAUUCCGCCAAGGGUUCAGCUGCUUGGACCACAUCCAGACCGUGUCGAGGGUCAUAGAGAUUUGCCGGGAAUACCGCCUGCCCCUUGUUCUAACCUUCGUCGACUAUGAGAAAGCCUUUGACAGCGUAGGAACGAAUGCAAUACUGUCAGCGCUGGUCGAUCAAGGUGUGGACGCGUCGUAUGUGAGGACAUUAGCCAAUUGCUACGAACGAUGCACGACUAGGAUACAGCUUUUCCACCGCCCUCUCACCAUACCCAUUGGAAAGGGGGUACGACAAGGCGAUACUAUAUCGCCAAAGCUGUUCACGGCUGCAUUGCAAUGGAUAAUGAAAUCACCAUCCUGGGAAGAAAGGGGCAUACGUGUUGAUGGAAGAUUUCUUUCGAACCUUCGUUUUGCGGACGACAUCGUUCUCUUUUCGAGCAGUACCAAUGAAGCAGAAACGAUGCUCAACGAAUUGAACGAAGCAGGGAAGAGAAUAGGACUACGAAUAAACAGAAAGAAGACACAGUUCAUGAAGAACGCGCACUGCGAGAACGGAGGAGUACAACUUGAAGGCUCCCAAAUCGUGGAAACUCCGUCAUACGUAUACCUCGGACGUAUACCAUGA
Necator americanus (New World hookworm) is the source of this 2340-nucleotide messenger RNA. RefSeq lists its product as uncharacterized. Bases 1 to 2340 code for a protein of 779 amino acids. The transcript has a single exon. Gene Ontology annotation, molecular function: catalytic activity. Lineage: Eukaryota; Metazoa; Nematoda; Chromadorea; Rhabditida; Ancylostomatidae. The record is from RefSeq and is a predicted model, not a curated record.